CUCUCUGUCCUUUUCGCAGCUCUACGGACCGCAGGUCGCGCUCCUCGCCCCGCCCCCUCUUCCUUUCCUCGUCCGCGUUGGCGGUUCGCCCUUUCGUCACUUCCGGCGCGCGCCCCUGCCGGGACCCGGAAAUGGAGGAUGGGUGAGGUGUCGGAAUAUCCCCGGCAACCGGCGAUCGAUCCCGGGGAGACCGCAGAGGAGGCGAGGCAGUUUCCCAAUGGUAUGGCAUCUUCCAGUGUUUUCUCCAUGGAACUGUUAAGGAAUGCAGCUUGCAUUAAACAGCUGGUGUCUUCUGUCCCAAUGUUACUGUGUUUUAAAGUUCCUACUUCUUCCACUGGUUAUGGGGAUGAAUCUUGUGCCUUAUGAAUCUGGGCUAACCGUAAAAAGCUAGCUUUUUCUGUGGCCUAGUUGUCCUGAUCAGAUAGUCCCAGAAAUGGGUAGGAUCAGCUUCUCUUGCCUUUUUCCUGCUUCAUGGCACUUCAGUAUUUCCCCUGUUGGGUGUCCACGAAUAUUGAAUACCACAUUACGGCAAAUUAUUGUUACCGUUCUCCUUGCUGCUGCAUUUUUCAUAUUGUAUUACUCUGUUUUAAAAUACAGCUCCCGGGACAAAAAGCUGCACAGGUAUCUUGCACGAGUAACAGACACCGAAGCCACAGACACAAGCAACCCAAAGCUGAAUUACGGCAUUAUGGUGGAUUGUGGUAGUAGUGGAUCUCGGAUCUUUGUGUAUUGGUGGCCAAGGCAUAACGGCAACCCUCAUGAUUUACUUGACAUCAAACAAAUGCGGGAUGAAAACAGAAAACCAGUGGUUAUGAAAAUUAAGCCAGGCAUUUCAGAAUUUGCUACCUCUCCUGAGAAAGUUAGUGAUUAUAUUUUCCCACUACUGAACUUUGCUGCCGAACACAUACCCCGUGCGAAGCACAAAGAAACUCCUCUAUACAUUCUCUGUACUGCAGGGAUGAGAAUCUUGCCAGAGAGCCAGCAAAAGGCAAUCCUGGAAGAUCUUCUUACUGAUAUUCCAGUGCAUUUUGAUUUUCUGUUUUCGGAUUCUCACGCUGAAGUGAUUUCAGGAAAGCAAGAAGGAGUAUAUGCCUGGAUUGGCAUCAACUUUGUCCUUGGAAAAUUCGAACAUAUGGAUGAAGAGGACGAAGCAGUCGUGGAAGUGCACGUUCCUGACAGCGAAAGCAAAGAAGAAGUUGUCCGAAAGAGGACCGUGGGUAUACUUGACAUGGGUGGUGUUUCAACUCAAAUAGCGUACGAAGUCCCUAAAACUGUAAGCUUUGCCUCUUCACAGCAGGAGGAGGUGGCCAAGAACCUACUGGCGGAAUUCAACUUGGGUUGUGAUGCUCAUCAGAGCGAACAUGUGUAUCGCGUCUACGUGGCAACGUUUCUGGGCUUUGGCGGGAACGCUGCUCGGCAGAGAUACGCAGACAACAUAUUCACCAGCACAAUAUUGAGAAACAGGCUUCUUGGUAAACAGAUCGGCCUGACCCCUGAGACUCCCUACUUAGACCCUUGCCUGCCCUUAGAUGCCGAGGACGAAGUCCAACAAAAUGGGCAGAUUCUGUAUCUUCGCGGGACGGGAGAUUUCCACCUGUGCCGUGAUGUCAUCCAGCCUUUCAUGAACAAGACCAACGAGACGCAAACGUCGCUGAACGGCAUUUAUCAGCCGCCCAUCCACUUCGAGAACAGCGAAUUCUACGGUUUUUCCGAGUUCUACUACUGCACCGAGGACGUCUUAAGGAUGGGAGGAGAUUACAACGCUGCUCAGUUCCUCAAAGCUGCAAAUGAAUAUUGUGCUACAAAGUGGUCUAUUCUACGGGAAAGAUUUGAUCAUGGCCUGUAUGCAUCCCAUGCAGAUCUCCAUCGACUGAAGUAUCAGUGCUUUAAGUCAGCCUGGAUGUACGAGGUAUUUCACAAUGGCUUCGGUUUUCCCAUGAACUACAACAACCUAAAAACAGCCCUUCAAGUAUACGAUAAAGAGGUGCAGUGGACGUUGGGGGCCAUCCUCUACCGAACCCGGUUUUUACCUUUGAGAGACAUCCAGCAGGAGAAUUUCCGAGGCAAUCACCCCCACUGGCGCAGCUUCGCCUUCGUUUACAACCAUUACUUGUUCUUUGCCUGCUUCUUCGUGGUGCUGCUCUCCAUCCUGCUCUACCUGCUGCGGCUGCGGAGGAUCCACCGGCGAAUUCUGCACAGCGGCUCCUCCCCUGCCCUCUGGAUCGAAGACGGUCUCCCGCCUCAGAAGAUCCCCGGAGGCUUAUAAGCUGCUGACUGAAUCUCAGACCCUUCCUCUCAGGAUUUCUCUCGCGCGCCUUUGGAGAGCCAUGCCUGAGCCCCCCCGGUUGCAGUCUUGGAACCAAGAGGUGGAAUUUCCCUCUCUGGAGGAUUGUGGGAAAAGCUAGGUCAAACUUGGCUUGACAAGGCUGGGGGACUCUCCGCCAAAAUUAUUUUAAAGCUCUUAACUUUGAAAGCAAAUGCACUUUGACUUAGGGACGGGGACGGGGGGGGGGGCAGGCUGAAACGCAGGAGAAUGCAGUGAAGACUUUGUGCCAGUACGUGAAAUGGGAAAGUCGCAAAGAACUCUAUGUUCUGUAACUGUUGAUGGGCUUGUUCUCUCCUUUUGCUGUAAGUCUGCUGGUGAUGUUUUCCGGGAUCUGAAUGGUGGUUUGCUUAACCGACUCUUCUGGGCUGCCGGUUCACUUUUCCUUGCCAUGUUCUUGACCGCCACAGAGGAAAGGCCACUUCAGUCUCCUCCUGCUCUGAUUUGAAUAGCAGCAGAGACUUUAGCGUUUUACUUUCAAUUAUUUAUUUCAAGCAUUUUGACUCUUUCCUUUCUCCCAAAAAAGAAAUAGCUUAAAUAAGAGGGUAGAUAGAUCAGUAACAAGGCAGCCCUUGCCGCUACGGUCUUAAAAACAUGGCACGGAAGGGGAAAAAAAAAAUUGGAUUACCAGUUCUCAGUUCUAAUGUGACCUCUCAUUUUGAAUUAUGGGUGUCCAACCUUGGCAACUUUAAGACCUGUGGACUUUUUAAGACCUUGCUGGCUGGACAUUGAAGUCCGCAAGCCUUAAAGUUGCUAAGGUUGGACCUCUGUUCUAACAGGACCACGAAUAGUGAAAGCUCAGUCUCAAAAAAAGUUGGCAGUCCCGUCUGUGAAGAUGUAAAAUUCCCGUCCUUGCAAAAUGGCCUGCUAAAGAAAGCCUGGCAGGGCGUGGUGUUUCACUGCUGUUGGAAAUUGGAGGAUCAUAUUGCACAGUCAACCUCCCUGGAGUUUUCCUGUGUGCGUGUGCGUGUAGCAGUUGGUCUGUGUUCGGAACUUUGUGUGCGUGCACCUAUGUGGCAUUCUUAUGGUCUGACUGUCAUUUCAAAUGUUUGUGAUAAUAGAGAUUUGGGAGGGGGGUGGGUUUGGGAAAAACCUGAGUAGCAGUGGAAUGAUAACAAAUAUGCUGUUACUUUCUUAUUUUGGGAUAACAAAGCCUUUUUUUUUUACUUGAAAAGAAAAAGUGUGUCCGUGGUUGAAAACAACAUUGAUGUGAUUGUCUUAUGAAACACAAGAUUCCAUCGUCCUAGAAACCCACCUCUGGUUUGUGAAACGUUGCUCGAACAGUACCUGUUCCCAGCUAUUGAAGAUGGGGAAAAUAAAAAGACACAUUAAAAAAACGUGAAUAA
Crotalus tigris (Tiger rattlesnake) is the source of this 3669-nucleotide messenger RNA. It is a transcript of the gene ENTPD4, whose product is annotated as ectonucleoside triphosphate diphosphohydrolase 4. Bases 434 to 2266 code for a protein of 610 amino acids. Lineage: Eukaryota; Metazoa; Chordata; Lepidosauria; Squamata; Viperidae. The transcript has 14 exons. Gene Ontology annotation, cellular component: membrane. The record is from RefSeq and is a predicted model, not a curated record. Gene Ontology annotation, molecular function: nucleoside diphosphate phosphatase activity. Gene Ontology annotation, biological process: nucleoside diphosphate catabolic process.